Messenger RNA from Panonychus citri (citrus red mite), 1569 nucleotides. RefSeq lists its product as uncharacterized. The transcript is spliced from 4 exons. The record is from RefSeq and is a predicted model, not a curated record. NCBI's taxonomy places the organism in Eukaryota, Metazoa, Arthropoda, Arachnida, Trombidiformes, Tetranychidae. Bases 146 to 850 code for a protein of 234 amino acids.
AGAUGAAGCCCAGAGAAAGUAUUAAAUUUAGAGAUGAGAAAAUAAACUUGGAACGAAAAAAAAAAUUGAUAGAAAACUUUUCUUUCCCUUACAAUUAAAUAGUUAUUGAGAUUAGUUUGUUAAUAUUUUCUAUUGUGAUUAAAUCAUGUUGUUAAUUGUGGUCAAUUGUCUUGUAUUUAUUUGGCUGUUCAGUGUGGUCACUAUUGUCCAGGGUCAUGGACGGAUGUUUGAACCACCGGCUCGAAAUACAAUGUGGCGAUUUGGUUUUCCAACUUUUCCAAAUUAUGAGGAUAGUGAAUUAUUUUGUGGUGGAAUUAAGGUUCAAUGGCAAGAUAAUAACGGUAAAUGUGGAGUUUGUGGUGAUCCAGCUAAUGGAAGACGUGAUCAUGAGACCGGCGGUGUUCAAGCAAGAAAUAUAACUACACGUUCGUACCCACCGGGGUCGGUUAUCGAUGUGGCCGUGGACAUUGUCACCAAUCAUGGUGGAAGAUUCAUAUUCCAAAUGUGCUGGAGAGACUCAUGGGAUGUUAAAGAAACUGAAAAUUGCUUCGAGACACUUAAAUUAAAGGAUGGAUCGGACACCGUUUCCGUUAAUAAUCGACCUCGAGCAGGUCUAUUCGUGUUCCCAGUUCAACUUCCUGCCGAAAAAACUUGUAAAAAGUGUAUUCUUCGUUGGCAUUGGUUAUCAGGUAACAAUUGGGGACUCUGUCCAAAUGGUACUUAUGAUGUUGGUUGUGGACCACAAGAAACAUACAGAAACUGUGCCGAUAUCGCGGUAACAUAUGACCUAGGAAUUCGUGGUCCACAUUUACUUGAACCAUCCGAUUAUCGAAAAAGAUUUUUACAUUAAACAACAUCAAAACAAAAGCAACAAUACUCUCAAUAAAGAUCUAAUGUAAUAUAUAAUAUCCUCCACCAAUUAACACCCAACAAUCAACUCUAAUUUAAAUAAAUUGUAAACAAAAACAAAAACAAAUCCCAAUCAAAGUGAAGAAAGAAAACAGCAAAAAGAAUAGGAGGAAAAAGAGAAAAGGAACCAAAAGACCUCAGGCCAUAGAAUUAGAGCUGAAGAAAAGGAUUCUCGCAGAGAAAUUCAAUGAAGAGAACUGAUUGAAAAAGAGCAGAGAAUCACAGGAAAAGACACCAGAUAGAAACUUUGACGAACUUUCAAGAUCGUGAUCGUGAACGACACAAAGAAAAGAAUAACUAGAGAGAGACCGAGAAAGAGAUCGUGAUAAAGACAGAGAAAAGGAAAGGGAACUGAACACACAAAUUGAACCAUUCGAAUGACAUUAAAUCGGAAAGCAAAAGUAAAAAUUCAACGAUAAUUGAUAAUAUCGAAGACGAAAUUGUCUUUGGACCACAUUGGCCAUUCAAAGAUCAAAAGUUAUCAAUGAAAACUUUUUAUUCCCAAGAAAAAGUGUCGGUUGUGUUACAAGAAACACAUAAAAUGAAUGAUAAAGGGAAAAAUUGCUAAUCUCUCAAAUUCAUCAAUGAAAAAAAAAAAAAAUCGCAAGAAUCAAAUAAAAAAAGAGAUGAAAAUAAUUAACAAGUUUUUCAUUUUCCAAA